AUGAGCGAACUGGAAGGGGCUGUCGCCUCCGAUGCCGAUGACAACGAGGAGGAAUUGAAGGCAUUCUGGUGGGCGUGGCUUGAUCGCCCGGCUUCAGGGCCGCUGUAUGGUGCAACUGUGGCCAACAGCCAGCUGGUUCGGCGGUACUUGCCACCUGGGUUCAGUACCUUUGUGCGGGUGUACAACGACAGCUGGAAGGAUGUUCUGCGAUUCAGGCAGAAGUCGUUCACUACGUGCGAGAUUUGCCAGCAGCUGAAGGCGUCUCUAGCUGAGAAAGAGCUCUCGCUGGAGAAGAAGCUGGGUUGCCUGCUAGCUUACAGGAACCACUUGAAAGAUCAGUACGACGACAGGUCUCGGCUGUGGGAACUUGAGGCCAUGUCCGCCGAUCCAUCUUCCAACGUCUUGCUACUUUCUGUAGAUGGGAUGGAUCAGGCGAAGUUCGCCGUACCGAGGGAUCCUCAAUUGCGCUGUUCUUCCGCACUGUCUUCGGCCAUCCGCCCGCGGAUGAUGGUGCAUGCUUGCCACGCACAUGGAUACACUUUGCACAUUCGCGUCGCCGACGAGACUGUCAAGCAUGACAGCUCUUUCGUUUUGGAUUUGGUUGCCGAGACCCUUGAAAAGGUUCACGACAUAUGCGUGGAUCGCAAGCAACGAAUGCCAGACCAGAUCAUUCUUGCCGUGGGCGACAAUUGCGUCCGUGAGAACAAGAACUCUUUCGUGCUCUCUUUUCAAAGUCUUCUGGUUCAGCGCUUCAAAGCACGUGUGGCUGGCCUGGCUUUCCUACGAAAGUCGCACACGCACAACGGCCUAGAUCAGCUAUUCGGAAUUUUGGCGCGGCGUCUGGCCUCGACUGACCGUAUCUUGAACGACGAAGAUGUAAUCGAGGUGCUGCGGCCCGGUGUGCGGUCCUGGUUGGGCACGAAUGUUUCCGUUUGCGUGGAGAAGACACCUGCUGUCCGAGCCUGGGCCGACCACGUCGGCAAAACUGGCGUGAAGCUGGAAGGCGGUCUGCUUUGCGACAAGACCUCGAAUCACUUUUUCCUCUUCAUGCUGUAUCGAGACCUGCCCGUACCACUACAAGAGCGGGUCAAGCGUCGUCGCGGCUUUUCCGCACCUGCGGCUCUGGAUGUAGUCGUUCUCGUGAAAGAAUACAUUUGCUCGGACGAUUUGGGCCAGGAGCCUCAAGUCGUCUUGCCCGUCUCCCGCUGUCUUCAUGGCGGCCUUAUCCCGUCUGGUAAGCAUCCGCUUCGGGACAAAGAGUCUGCGAAAGUAUCAUGGACGAAGACGGGGCUCCUCGUGAUCCAGGCAUACGGUGCAGCCGGGCUGAACAGCUUUAGUUUGGCAAGUUAUGAAGAAUACAGAAGGGCGUACGAUUACUUGCAGCGACUGGUCAAUGAUGAUAUGUGGAGGCAAGCUCCACUGCGUUCUUUGCCAUGGCUUGAUUCCAUCGGACAACGGCCGGGUGUGAACGAUGCAGAGGCUUGCUUGCACCAGAGUGUGCUGGACGCAUUGGCGCCGAAGGUACCUUUGCGCGUGGUCUUUCAGAGGCGUGCGAAUGCAGAGUAA
This is a messenger RNA of Symbiodinium sp. CCMP2592, 1566 nucleotides long. NCBI's taxonomy places the organism in Eukaryota, Dinophyceae, Suessiales, Symbiodiniaceae. The record is from the annotation of a GenBank genome assembly.